GUGUUAAUUGUUACAAGAUAGUUGUCAGAAACGAAUGUUUGACGGGAUGCGAGGCACCUUAAACGGAGGAGGUCUCGGGUGUAUGGAUCAACCACUGUCUGUUGGGCCAUACAGGUAUGUUACGCCCCCCCCCCCCCCUCCCUUUUUUGUUUCUUUUUAACCCCUCCGCGAAGAAGCUACAGGCUUACGUAUUUAUAGAACCAAGGGGCAAGGGGGAGUCGCAGCACUCCGCCCGCGGUGAACUGGGCCAGAAACGGAGGGCGCGCCGGACUAUAACCAGCUCUUGCGGCUUUCCCCGCGCUACAGUUUAGCCAAAACUUCACUACUGAGAGCGGACUCUGCUCUCUCGAAAGAAACACCCCGAUUGUUUAUGACUGUUUCGUGUUGUUCAAAAGUUGUGUUUCCAACUCUGGAUUAUUUGAUGUGCUGUGAAGUUGAAGUUUAGGCCUAAGACUUUUCGGUGUAGCCACAGUAAAUCAUCAUGGGUAAUAAGUGCUGCGGAGGAGGGAAUUCUCUCAAAGGCAAAGAAGACGUCGUGAGUCCAGCUCUUUUAGCCAUACGGGAGGCCCAACGGAAAUAUUUCAACAGCCAUAUCGAGAGUGACGUUGACGACAGCGAAGAAGACAAUGAAGACAGCACCGACGGGCUUUAUGGCUCCAUGGGCAGUCUUGACACAGACUCUGUUGACGGCCUCCUUAUGGACGACUCGCAAACCAGUACCGGAGCUUCUGGGAACGCCCAAACGCCCCUUAGCAACGGCUCCGUGGCUUCCGGAAGUAAUGGUGUUGGAAACGGAAGUGCAGAAAGUGGCACCGUUGUCAAGGAGUCUAAAUCUACUGUAAAAAAGAGAAGGGCAAGGGCGAAGUUGAUCAGACUAAGCAAACGUGGGAACUUCUUCUCCAUCUUGAAUACAGAGGAUAAGAGAGCCAGAGCUGUGAACCCUGUAAUGUAUGACUACCCCUUUGAAAAUGUUGUGUUCGAAGGAGGAGGAAAUAAAGGCCUGGCUUACUGUGGCUGUGUUCGGCUGCUCGAGGAGCUGAACGUCUGGCCUCAGAUCAAACGUCUGGCUGGCACGAGUGCUGGUGCAAUGACUGCUGCUCUGCUAGCUGUGGGGUACGACUCACACGACCUGGAGAAGUUUUUCAGCUUGAAUCUCAACGACAUUUUCUUGGAUCAUAAGUUUGGGUACCUGAGUCUUUUGCCGAACUUGCUGUCAUCAUACGGCUGGAACCCCGGCAAGAAGAUUUACAAAUGGUUUGGACAAAAACUUGAGCAUAAGACGGGCAAUCCAGAUGUUACAUUCAAACAGGUGCAUGAUAUGUUUGACAGAGAGCUUUGCAUUGUUGUCACCAACCUUAACCAGAUGACAUCAUUGUACUGCCAUCCAAAAACCACUCCUGAGAUGCCUGUGAGGCUUGCAGUGCGCAUGUCUAUGAGUAUCCCAGGAAUGUUCCAGGCUGUCAAGCACACUGUCUAUGGUCAAACUGAUGUGUUUGUUGAUGGGGGUGUCUUGUGCAACUACCCAAUCCACUGCUUCGAUGGGUGGUGGCUAUCCACGGAACCUGAAGACAGUUUCUUGGAAAAGCUUCAACCUUUGGAGGACAUACCAAGACUGCUGGAGAGAACUGAAAGAUUCGGAACUUAUAACGAGAAGACUUUGGGUUUGCAGCUGUAUGCUGACAAUGAGCAAGACCUUCUCAAGUACCAAUUAGAGAACCUGAGACAUGGAGUUCAGUUGCAAGAUCUUCCUAACACCAAGUUGGCACGUGAGAAGAUCAAGAAGAAAAAGCUGCAGGUGAAGACAGACCGUGAACACAGGCGUCUUGUAAAAGCAAUGAAUGCAUUUCUAAGGUCUUUGAGGAAACACAACGCAGACAAGAACGACACAAUAGACAGAGAAGAGCUGGAAGCAGCCCUUCAAGAUGAGGAAUAUUUUCCCAAGAAACGGAGACUGAUCCUGUUUGGGGAUGUUGGCAGUGACAUCAUACUCGACCAUCUGGAUAAAGACCACAAUGGACAGAUCAGCUACAAUGAGCUGGUCAAGUUUAUGGAAGAGACUGGAAUCAGUAUGCAGAAUCGCUUUUUGGGAUAUCAGAGACGGAUCAUCAAGAACUUUCCCACAUUUCUGGACACACUUCAGGCUACUCUACUGACCAACGUGAAACGUGUUUAUGUCAAGGACACAGACCUGAAAAGAACUGUAGGCAUCAACACCGGUCAUGUGGGAACUUCCGAUUUUGUACUGGAACCAGCAGACAUUGAGUUUGUCCUUGAGCGUGGACGGCGCUCAUUAGAAGCAUUCCUCAAAUAUUACGUGGCAUCAAACAAUCUUAAAAAGAAACCAGAGUUCAGAAAGAUGAAGGACGAUGGCCGCAAAGACUCAAAAGCCUCUGUGAUUUCAGUUGCUAGUAGUGACAUUAAUGCUAAUGGCACUGAUUCUGUUCCGACACCCGAGUACCCUGAAACAAUAGUAGAGUCAUCAGAUGUGUUGCCCAUUGUAAAUGAUCCUUCUGAGGAAAGAGAAGCAGCAUCUCCCAAAGUUGUCAACUCUAAAAAUUCAGCAAUGCGAACAAAAUCCGCCUCGUCAGGGAAAAGUGUUUGCAUUUCAGACAAAGUGCAAGUGUUGUAUGAUAUGGAUGAAGAUUUGUUUUCGAACAAUUUUGAAAAGCACGUGGGUGAGGGUGAAGAAGGAAAAGAAGAAGAAGAUUCUCGAGAAACAGAAGAGGAAGAUAAUGAUGAUUCUGAUGGUGAGACCAUUUUCCUCCUUCAGGCAAAAGAAGCUGCAAGUGGUAGCAGUGGAAGACCUAAAAGUUUACCAGCUAAUGUGACUGGUUCUGCUUCUCAUAGGUCAAUGGUACCACCCAGUUCUCCACAAACUGGAAAGCCUGGGAAGAAAAAACCUGAGGCCAGACAUUCAUCACUGAAAUCUCCUGUUCAGGUGGACGUUUUGGUCCAUAAACCAGCUGCUGACAAAUCAGAAACGCCCUCCACUCCUCUCCUUGAUGACACACACGAAGAGAGUUUUGAAUUAUCGGCUGUUGAAUACAAGUGACAACUGAAGUCUGUUUAUGAUGUAGGGCCUACACAUUGUGUUGUGAAACAGACUGUAUCGUGUAAGAUACUGUACUUAAGCUGACAAUCUGUAAUGCUUUGCGGAGUCCUGUCCAUUGUUGAAAGCUCUGCAAGGUAAAUCACAAGCCCAUGACAUGUACUGACCAAGAGUGAUUUCCAAACUAUUGACCCAAAAUAUGAUAAACUAGUAUACCUUUUGUGAAGAAGAUGUUAUGCUAGACCUAACAUUUUUAUGCUCAUUUGAUUGGGUUGGUGCUGUUCCUCAAAUCUCCAUGACAUUGACGAGCAUUUAGCUGUUCACAACUAUAGGUGUACUAAGAUGUACUAGUAGGAGAUGGAUUAAGACAAAACAAAUAAGGUUGUAUUUUGCUCAGUUAGUUUAAUAAGAGUUUUACAGCGCUUGCAACUGCUGAAAGUUCUAAUGAGCGCACUUAUUAUACUCUGUAUUUUACUCAGUAAACAUGUGAAAAUGGAUCAUUUAUACAACUCCGGAAAGGACACUCGAUGCAGAUCUAUUGAAGUAGAUAAGUUACAAUACAAUAAUAAUAUUUCAAUGAAAUCCCAUUGUGACCAUUCCGUUUUUAUUGGGAUUCAGAGGUAGGUUAAACAAAGUCACACGCUUAUGCUUGUAACAGUGAUAAUUUUCACUCUCACUUUCAUAUUGAUGUUUUGCUCCAUGAAUUCUGUCAUGAAAAAUGUAUCUCUGUAUUCUCCCUCAAUCUCACAUUCAUGGGGCUCAAUGUGAAUCAGUAUGUCUGGGCUGAUUAUGCCUUUCUAGUGACCUCUUGAUGAUUGUGAAGUGGCCAUAGUAAACCGAAUAUGAAUAUUGUUAUUUGAUAAAUAGCUUGUAGCUAUUUUUGGUCUCCAAUGAUGCCAUGAACUUGUAAAGAAAUGUCAGGAUUAUAAGUUGGGAAAGAAGGAAAAGGAAUGUUUAUAGGCCAGCUAUUAUAUAAGUUGGAUGGAUGGAUUGUUAUUGCAGUGAAAGUUGAAUGAAACCUGUUGUGCAAGUAGUGCGAACAAUUUCUCCUUGUCCACUACCAUACUUGCAUAUUUGCCAGUACCAUUCAAAUUUUAAAAGUGAGAUACAAUGCAAUUGUAAUAGAGAUAUAGGUGAGUAGUGCAAGGGACAUGAGUGGUGAUGCAAGAAAGAGGAUUUGUAAAUUGGUGAGUGAAAGAGAAAGAGGGGGUGUGAAGAGAGAGAGAGAGAGAGAGAGAG
Molecule: messenger RNA, 4288 nt
Organism: Aplysia californica (California sea hare)
Lineage: Eukaryota; Metazoa; Mollusca; Gastropoda; Aplysiida; Aplysiidae
Exons: 13
Coding region: 482-3052 (856 amino acids)
Biological process (GO): lipid metabolic process
Molecular function (GO): calcium ion binding
Source: RefSeq, a predicted model, not a curated record